Molecule: messenger RNA, 758 nt
Organism: Pollicipes pollicipes
Lineage: Eukaryota; Metazoa; Arthropoda; Thecostraca; Pollicipedomorpha; Pollicipedidae
Product: mpv17-like protein
Exons: 6
Coding region: 117-758 (213 amino acids)
Cellular component (GO): cytoplasm; membrane; mitochondrion
Source: RefSeq, a predicted model, not a curated record
CGCAGCACCCGUGCUGAAUUAGUGGCAUGUGUAGUGGAAGGGUAUUUUCGCCAUUAAAGGACACGGGCUAAAUGAAGGUUUAGGGCUUUCCUGCAACCUGGAAAAGAGGCUGCAUAAUGGCAAUGCUGCGCCGGUUCUUCAAGAAACACCCUCUGCUAAGCAAUGCUGCAAUCUAUGGCACCAUGUUUGUGGCAGCAGAAGUCAGCCAACAGACAUUUGUGAAAAAAGUCAUGGUGAAGCAUGAGCCGAAGAAGCCUGAGCCUCUGGACCGGGCCGCCGUCGCUCGGUACUGCGUCCUUGGAUACGCCAUCGCGCCACCGCUGCUCUACGCCUGGUACAAGUGGCUGGACUCGCGUUUUGUGGGCGUCUCGGCUCGUGUUGUCACGAAGAAGGUCUUUCUCGACGUGGCUGUUAUGGGUCCGAUCGACGUCUUCAUCUUCUUCUACAGCAUGGCCUUGAUGGAGCAGAGAGAAGAUAAGCUAUCGGAGAUCCGCGAGAAGUACGUUGCUACUGUUCUGGUGAGGAUGCGCGACCUGCUGGCGGCUGUUAAUAAACAGGUGUACUUCUGGGUGCCAGCGCAGAUCGUGAACUUCGUGUUCCUGCCGGCGUCGGUGCGCGUGGCCUUCGUCGGCGUGUGCUCGUUCGUGUGGAUCAACAUUCUCUGCUGGGUGAAGCGUGACCCGCCCAGCGCCGAUGAGGUCCCGCACGGCGAGGAGGCGGCCCUGCGGACGGACGCGCCCGAGGCGGCCAUCUACUGA